Rhopalosiphum padi (bird cherry-oat aphid) is the source of this 1056-nucleotide messenger RNA. Its product is annotated as proteoglycan 4-like. The transcript is spliced from 2 exons. The record is from RefSeq and is a predicted model, not a curated record. Lineage: Eukaryota; Metazoa; Arthropoda; Insecta; Hemiptera; Aphididae. The coding region runs from base 1 to 1056 and encodes 351 amino acids.
AUGCUAACAUUAGGUUAUCUGGCAUGGCCAUAUCUAAUGGCUGCAAAAAAGAAAUUGUUUUCCGAUCGCAAGAUGAAAGAACCAAAAAGAAAAGAUAAUGAAAAAAUAUCUGCCAACAACAGCAACAUAGUAGACAAGCGCUCAACAGCCAUCAACUCCCUACAACAAGCCGCGGAACUGCUGGAUCGCUGUCAGAAGUUACUACAGGCCGCGAACGCGGAGGCAGCCUCUCACGCGACUACGGAGACAGCCGCUCGUGCGACUACGGAGGCAGCCGCUCGUGCGACUACGGAGGCAGCCGCUCGUGCGACUACGGAGGCAGCCGCUCGUGCGACUACGGAGGCAGCCGCUCGUGCGACUACGGCGGCACGGGUGCGACGGAUGCCUACGGCAGAGCUACGCCGGGACCCGGUACUGUGGGUAGCCUACACCCGCGGGUGGGACGACCACGCGUUGGUCUAUAGCAAGUCGACCAACGUGGGUCCGAAAACCGCGGUAACCGGCAGGUCCCAGAGCCCAAGACGGCCCGUACAGCCAGCUCGCACACCGCGACCGCCCCCCAUGCCACAGUCCACACCGUUGCUCCGACCACCCCCCCAACCACUCAUGGCAGUACUGGUCCCACGACCAAAAUCGUUCAAACCGCCCGCAACGAGGAAAGUGGACCAGCAAAGUGCUCAAAUAACAACACCGGCAGAACAGACGACAACAGCGCCUCCACAAAAUUCGAGGCAACGCUGGAACCAGUCUCGGAUGCGGGAAUACCGGGGACAGAAAAAGGCUGCCAAUCCCACCACCUCCCAACAGUACCGCCUGGAAAAACCGGCACCCUUAACCACCCAACCGGCACCAGACCCAAUGUCGCUGGAGGCAACCAACACGCCUGUCCCCGAGGCCAAGACACCGGAGGUAGCAAUGCCGGUCGAUAUGAAGACAUCACCGGAUGAGGAGAAGGAGCUGCUGUGUGACAUGAUGGAUGUUGGUCCCCCAGACGACGUGGACACGGUGUUACAAAUCACCAGCCCCGACCCCACGACGCCUCCCCGACAUGGGUAG